CAGGCAGGUGAGGGGCAAUGAGGCGGCAGUGGUUGGUGCUGUGGUCGCUGUGGGCAGCGCGUCUUGUGCCGCAGCACACGCCCGAGGUGAAGGUGAGCGGCGGCCUGCUGCGGGGUGUCGUGGCGCCGGACGGCUCGCACCGACAGUAUCUCUCCAUACCCUAUGCCACCGUCGGCCCACAUAAUAGAUUUCAGGCCGCCGAUCCUGAGCCGACGUGGAAUGGAGUUUUCGAUGCAGUAAACGAGAACGUGCGAUGUCCACAGCGGAAAGGCAAAUCAUUUGUGACCGGGCAAGAAAACUGCCUCACGCUUAACGUGUUCACUCCGCUGGAGGCGGGUCAGGCAGGGGAGUCGCUGCCUGUAAUGGUGUUCAUCCACGGCGGCGGCUUCUACGACGGCUCCAGUUCCAGGCACGUGUACGGUCCGCAGUAUCUCGUCACCAAGGGAGUUAUACUUGUCACUAUCAACUACAGAUUGAACCUGCAGGGCUUCGCGUGCCUAAGGAUUAAGGAAGCCCCGGGCAAUGCGGGUUUGAAGGAUCAAGUGGCGGCCUUGAAGUGGAUACAAAGAAAUAUCGGAGCGUUCGGCGGUGACGCGGACAACGUGACAAUAUUCGGCGAAAGCGCAGGCGCGUCGUCCGUGUCCUACCAUGUGGUGUCACCCAUGUCCGCGGGCCUCUUCCAUAAGGCCAUCCUGCAGAGCGGCUCCUCGCUGGCGCCGUGGGCCAUACAAUACCGCCCCAUCUAUACGGCUAGCCUAAUGGCCAAAGUGAUGGGCUACAAGACAGAAGAUCCUCGAGAAAUUUAUGAUAUAUUUCACAAUAAAUCAGACGCGGAACUCAUAGUCACCAGAGUACCGCGCCUGGAAGGAAACGUAAUUCUCUCUGAAUGUCUGUACGUGCCUUGCGUCGAAGACAGGAUAGAGGGCGUUGAGCCUUUCCUGAUAGAGUACCCGUACGACAUGUACAGGAGGGGCCAUUACAAUAAAGUGCCGAUGAUCAUCGGCUUUAACUCCGAGGAGGGGUACUUGUUUGCGGGUAUGGAAAACGAUACGACGAUACCGAAGAUAAAAAUCGAGAAAUCAUUCCCCAAAGACCUGACGUUCCCCACGGAGGAGGAGAGGAGACGGGUGGCGGAGCACUUACAUAGAAUGUACUUCGGAGACGAGGGAAUAUCUCAGGAGACUUUGCUGCAACUUGCAAAGUUCCAGGGCGAGGCUUAUUUCGUUAACGCGGUUAUUGAGGAAACUGAGUAUUUACUAGAGACGAACGACAAGCCGGUUUACAGUUACAUAUUCGGGUACGGUGGGAACCGAAAUUUGGCGAAGAUUUUUUCUGGGGAACCAUACCGGAGCGCGCCGGGCGCGUCUCAUGCCGACGACCUGUUCUAUUUGUUUAGUCAAGGCGUGCUACCCGCGCUGUUUGAGAACAAAAUGAUCGAUACUAUGACGACGUUGUGGACUAACUUCGCCAAGUUUGGAGAGCCGACGCCGAUGCCACUGCCGGCGGGCGCGGGCAGCACGGAGGAGCUGCGCUGGUCGGCGGCCGACGGCUCAGAGCCCCGGGCGCUGCUCAUUUCCGAGGAACUCCGCAUGACGCCGCUGCGCUACACGGAAACACUCAAGUUCUGGAAAACUGUUUAUAGCAAAUAUAGAAGAAAAAAACCUUUAAACGCUUAGUUAAAUCUCUUUUAAUUGUAGUAAUUUAAUAAACUAAACGAUAGCUGCAGCAACUACCGGUAUAUAGGAUAAAUGUGUUUUUAUACUUGAUGUUUCAUUGAUAGAAUUAAUAAGUGUAUUCAUUUGUUUCUGUGAUUUUGCGCUGCUUCUGUAUGUAAUUAUUUAACUUAAAUCCUUUUAAUCUUAUUAAGUCUGCUUUAAGUAUAAUAUAUACGGUUUUACAAUGUUGCAAAAAGUUAGGUAAUUUUAUUUAGGAAGUUUUUGUUGGCUGUGCUUUUGCAGAUUUAUUUGUUUUUGUAUUGAGUUUUGAAUAGUUAUGUAUUUGUAUAUUAUAUACUUAUGUCUCAUAUUGUUUUGUAAAUCCACAAACUAACCUAACUUCAAUCUGAGGUUGCUUAGCGCUAGAGGGCUGGGGAGAGUUGGUGACAGUUUUUUUUUAAUUUUAAAAACAUCUGUUUAGAAAGUCACUUUCAUGACUUCAUGUUUUAACUUUGAUCCGACUGAGCAAGUCAUCAGAAAAAAUAAAAGA
Papilio xuthus (Asian swallowtail) is the source of this 2205-nucleotide messenger RNA. RefSeq names its product esterase FE4-like. NCBI's taxonomy places the organism in Eukaryota, Metazoa, Arthropoda, Insecta, Lepidoptera, Papilionidae. The record is from RefSeq and is a predicted model, not a curated record. The coding region runs from base 18 to 1676 and encodes 552 amino acids. The transcript has 3 exons.